Molecule: messenger RNA, 1010 nt
Organism: Macadamia integrifolia
Lineage: Eukaryota; Viridiplantae; Streptophyta; Magnoliopsida; Proteales; Proteaceae
Product: ADP-ribosylation factor-like protein 8c
Exons: 6
Coding region: 194-748 (184 amino acids)
Biological process (GO): protein transport
Molecular function (GO): GTPase activity; GTP binding
Source: RefSeq, a predicted model, not a curated record
GAAAACGAACCAAGGCGAGGUGGCACUCUGUUCUUAGCAGGUUUCAGACAGCCGCCAUACGUCUGAAGCUCCGCGGGUCUUCUCUAGUGGACUGUUCGUGCUUCUGAAAACUAGGGUUCUACGGUUUCUCUGCAUUCGAUUGAUUCAGUCUCUCUCGCAAGAUACCUUAGUUGGAUUCAAAUUUGAUUACCAAAUGGGACUGUGGGAGACCUUCCUCAAUUGGCUCCGGAGUAAGUUUUUCAAACAGGAAAUGGAGCUUUCCCUUAUUGGACUUCAAAAUGCGGGGAAAACAUCUCUUGUUAAUGCUAUUUCUAUGGGAGGCUAUACUGAGGACAUGAUUCCAACUGUUGGAUUCAAUAUGCGAAAGGUCACAAAGGGAAAUGUAACCAUUAAGCUUUGGGAUCUUGGUGGGCAAAGGAGGUUUCGCACCAUGUGGGAGCGAUAUUGUCGUGGUGUCUCUGCAAUUCUGUAUGUAGUUGAUGCUGCUGAUAGAGACAGUGUUCCUAUAGCUCGAAGUGAAUUGCAUGACCUGCUCAUGAAACCAUCCUUAAGUGAGAUUCCACUGUUGGUUCUUGGUAACAAGAUUGAUAAGUCUGAAGCUCUUUCCAAGCAAGCAUUGGUAGAUCAACUGGGGCUGGAGUCCAUCACAGACAGGGAGGUCUGCUCCUACAUGAUCUCAUGUAAAGAUUCUAUAAACAUAGACGCCGUCAUCGAUUGGCUUAUCAAACACUCAAAGACUGUUAAAUGAUUCCAUGCCGAAGCUUUCAUCCAGCUUGUACAAGAUUUUUUUUUUUUUCUGUACCUAUUGAGAUCAAUCUUAAGAGAAUGAAGGUUGAAAUCCAUGCGUGUUGAUGAAAAACUUCCUCUGGCAAAAGCUGCUCUUCCCAAAAUUAGUGCUGUGCAUACUCUCCUUAGAGAAAGUGCCUUGUACAUGACGGAAUGAUUAUUAUAAAUUCUGUGUAUGGUUUUUUCUUGACAUUUUAUCUGAAGCUUUUUAUUGGAUUUUUGGA